CUGUCAUGCUGUCGGGUUUGAGCAUAGACACUGUGUUGCAUGGACGCCAUGCCGGGUGAGCAGCAGCAGCAGCAGGAACCAACCCACCGGCAGAUCCGCUUUGCUGAUGGGAGCAGCAAUGAAGCGGACAAAGAGAGCGAGGGCAGCGGGAGCCCAGAUUUGGAAAUACCCGAGGAGUGGCAGCAACAAGUGGGACCGCAACUCAAACUGCUGCCAAUGAACGACCAAAUCCGGGAGCUGCAGACCAUCGUCAGGGAUAAAACUACAAGCAGAGGAGAUUUUGUGUUCUCUGCAGACCGCUUGAUACGACUGGUGGUGGAGGAAGGGUUAAAUCAAUUGCCAUACACAGAAUGUACUGUAACAACUCCUACAGGUUACAAGUAUGAGGGUGUGAAAUUUGAAAAGGGAAACUGUGGCGUGAGCAUUAUGAGGAGCGGUGAGGCCAUGGAGCAGGGGCUUCGAGACUGCUGCCGCUCUAUACGCAUCGGGAAGAUCCUUAUUCAAAGUGAUGAGGAGACACAACGAGCAAAAGUUUACUAUGCCAAAUUCCCUCCAGAUAUUUACAGGCGGAAAGUUUUACUAAUGUACCCCAUAUUGAGCACUGGAAACACGGUUAUUGAAGCUGUGAAAGUUCUUAUUGAACAUGGAGUCCAGCCAGCCUGUAUCAUUCUGCUCAGUCUAUUUUCUACCCCACAUGGUGCCAUCUCCAUUAUCCAGGAAUUUCCAGACAUCACUAUUUUAACCACAGAAGUCCAUCCAGUUGCUCCUACACAUUUUGGGCAGAAGUACUUUGGCACAGACUAAAAAACUGACACCACUCCAUACCGGAUGACCAUGCAGUUAUGUUGACAUCAUGCGCUUUGCAGACUCUACAUCUUGGAAAAAGCUUUAAAAUAUGCAAAAACAAAUUUGUACAGCUUCACCUUUUUUUUUUUUCUUUUUUUUUUAUGCUUUUUACUCGGGCAGAGCCACCAAUGACGGGCUCCGGUGUUUUUACUUGAUUUUAAAUCUUUCAGACCCUUUAAGUGUUUAAUGGCACAUUCCACUCCGAAGCAUCUUGCAAUGGUGUGCUGAGGUGUUAAGGGCAUCAAAAUUAUUUAUUUGUAUUACUGUUACAGAAUGUACCAAUAAAUCAGUAGUGUGCUUGA
Bombina bombina (fire-bellied toad) is the source of this 1148-nucleotide messenger RNA. It is a transcript of the gene UPRT, whose product is annotated as uracil phosphoribosyltransferase homolog. The transcript has 7 exons. Bases 40 to 804 code for a protein of 254 amino acids. Lineage: Eukaryota; Metazoa; Chordata; Amphibia; Anura; Bombinatoridae. The record is from RefSeq and is a predicted model, not a curated record.